UGGUGGUAUGCGUUCAAAUCACUCAACUUGGGAUCCACGUCGUCCCAAUUUAUACGAAGAAUUGAAAGCACCACCAGUACCGGCCCAUGGCAAUCAUUAUGGUCAUGUACAUAAUAUCAAUGAGUGUACCUAUAAACAUCCAGGCAUGGAAGAUGAAAUCUGCCCCUAUGCCACCUUCCAUCUGUUGGGCUUCCGCGAAGAAAUGGACCCCACCAAGGCAAUGAACUUCCAGACCUUCCCCCAUCAAAAUGGUCAUGCUCCACCCGGUCAUGCUGGUACCAUGGGACCACCUGGACAUCCUGGCCACAUGCACUCACGUUCCGGUUCUCAAUCGAUGCCACGUGCCAAUCGUUAUGCUCGCAAAAAUAGCCAGGGAGGACAAUCAUCGAUUUAUACCCCAGCUCCUGAAUAUGAUGAUCCCGCCAAUUGUGCUGAAGAAGAUCAAUAUCGCCGCUACACUCGCGUCAACUCCCAAGGUGGCAGCUUGUACUCUGGCCCCGGACCCGAAUAUGAUGACCCAGCUAACUGUGCUCCCGAAGAAGAUCAAUAUGGCUCUCAGUAUGGCGGCCCAUAUGGUACACCUUAUGAUCAUUAUGGCUCUCGCGGUUCUAUGGGAAGACGUAGUGUUGGUUCCGCCCGCAAUCCAGGUGGCAACAGCUCUCCUGAACCUCCACCACCACCACCACGUAACCAUGACAUGAGCAACUCCUCAUUCAAUGAUUCCAAGGAAAGCAAUGAAAUAUCUGAGGCCGAAUGUGAUCGUGAUCAUGGACCACGUGGCAAUUAUGGCGAAGAUACUAAAGAUGCUGUUAAAAGGUCUCCCAUCCACAAGGAUCAACGUACCACCGAAGAAAUGCGUAAAUUAAUUGAAAGAAACGAAGCCGGCCCAAAACAACUCCAACAACAAAGUGGCGCAGGAUUCACAGCCUACGAUACUAUGGCAGUGUAAUUUGUAAAUUAGCUUCGAAGAUAAUGCGAAAAGCUAAGUAUGCAAAACACCUCAUAAUCA
Molecule: messenger RNA, 1009 nt
Organism: Musca vetustissima
Lineage: Eukaryota; Metazoa; Arthropoda; Insecta; Diptera; Muscidae
Product: basic salivary proline-rich protein 4-like
Exons: 7
Coding region: 8-949 (313 amino acids)
Biological process (GO): homophilic cell-cell adhesion; dendrite self-avoidance; axon guidance
Cellular component (GO): axon; plasma membrane
Molecular function (GO): cell-cell adhesion mediator activity
Source: RefSeq, a predicted model, not a curated record